AUGGCAUACAGCCGAUUUCGGCAACAACACCCUGACCUGCAAUCACAAGGGCCGGCUUUCAACGACGAAGACGGAGUCCCGCUGUACGAAGCGCCCUACCAGGACCUCUUGGCUGAAAUUGUGAGACAAGACGACGUCGCGUCUCUUCUUCUUUACAAUGACAGUCCCAACACGACCGUCUUUUGGAAAUCAUACGCGACGUACUACUACCAUCCGCUCAUCAACGCGGCAGAAUGCGGUAGCUUCAACGUGCUUAAGACCCUACUCGAGAUUUAUCUGGCGGACUCAACUCUCCCAGAGCCCAUCAAUGCAUAUCAUGCGCGCGUUUACAGCUCUCUAAUCAAUGACGCAUGUGCGGCUGCAGACCGUGAGCUGAUGCUGUGGUUGCUACACCAAGACCCGCCAUUGGGGACGUUGCACGACCGAUCGGUGGAUGGGGAAACACCCCUAUUCAGCGCGGCUAGCGGACUAGGCGCAAAAGAUGUUGAUGUUGCCGGCACGAUCGCCUCCAGGCAUAAAAAAAGAGAUCAACUGAUGGUAUCUCGUCUGAUUGCCGAGGGAGCCGACAUUUAUGCCCGGCAGAAGUGGUCAAAUAAUAAUGGGGUCCGUCUUUCAGGGGACCAAGUGACCGUCUUACAUAUCGCAGCUCAUUUCUGGAAUCUAGAGGGGAUGAAGGUGCUGGCGGAUAAUCUCGGUCAGGCGGGUUUUGCAGCGAUGAGUUCAAUGACCGAUGAUGCUGGACGACUUCCACUUCACUGGGCAUUGAGCGGGUAUUCGGAUAAACGGAUGGAAAUGGACGACUGGGAUGAUCAAGAGGAGAUUACAGAUCACAUUAUACGUACUAUCGAAAUGCUCCUCGAGAGCAACCCAGACGCAAUCGGUAUACGAGACCACGAGGGCGCAAAUGUAUUCCAUUAUGCAGUCACCUGCAAUUCGAGCUUAGCGGGCAUUUUGCCCGUUGUCAAGAUACUUCUUGGUACUAAGCCGCUCCCUUCUAUACUCAAUACUCGCAAUCACCUGGGCUGGACAGUCUUGGAGACUGCCAUUGAUUCCUAUGGAGGAGUUCGACGAGGCAAUCCUAGUGUCCAAUUCUUGAAUAUGCUUACUGCCUUACUCGAACAUGGAGCUGAUGGCCGCACAUGUAAUGCCCAAUCACAGAACUUGUUGCAUAAAGUGGCGAUGAAUUUCCGCGACACCGGUUGCGCAGAUAUUGCUAUCAUUGAAAAGCUACUGGAGUAUGUCAGCGUCAACGAUACCGAUGUCGACGGCCGUACACCACUUCAUUUCAUGGUCCGGCAUCUGAGUCGGGUCAAUGCCGUACAACAUCUCAUCGUUCGGGGCGCGAAUGUCAAUGCGGUCGACAACAAAGGGAAUUCCCCUCUCCAUGAGGCAAUGCGCGGUCAAGUAGUCUCAAGUCUGCCGAGUGAUCAAUCAAAAGCAUCACGAGAAAAGAUGAUCACAGUCUUGGUGGAUGCUGGGGCCUCGAUGUAUCUAGCAAAUGCAGCCGGCCAGACACCACCACAGCUGCUUCAUGAGUUGACAGAAAGGGAACGGCGAAGAGCUCAGAAUCUCGGGCGAGGUCGGGGAAGAGGACGAGGCGGGUAA
Molecule: messenger RNA, 1605 nt
Organism: Penicillium nucicola
Lineage: Eukaryota; Fungi; Ascomycota; Eurotiomycetes; Eurotiales; Aspergillaceae
Product: ankyrin repeat domain-containing protein
Exons: 2
Coding region: 1-1605 (534 amino acids)
Molecular function (GO): protein binding
Source: RefSeq, a predicted model, not a curated record